This is a messenger RNA of Suillus paluster, 849 nucleotides long. Its product is annotated as NAD(P)-binding protein. The transcript is spliced from 4 exons. The record is from RefSeq and is a predicted model, not a curated record. The coding region runs from base 1 to 849 and encodes 282 amino acids. NCBI's taxonomy places the organism in Eukaryota, Fungi, Basidiomycota, Agaricomycetes, Boletales, Suillaceae.
AUGAAGAUUGCUAUCACUGGAUGCAACGGACUCGUAGGGAAACGUGUCGUACUUUGGGUGCUGAAGGAAGGGCACACCGUAGUCGGCGCAGACCAUGUCGUUGUACAAGGUAUCGACUUCUACAACAAUCCUGCCUUCUCUUUCCAUCAAGUGGACCUGAGGGACUUUGAUACGACUUUGAAACUUUUCGAGGGUUGUGAUGCAGUCAUCCAAUUGGCAGCUUUUGCACAGCCAAUGGACUACAAGGCUAAGGUGCACAACGACAACGUCGUUAUCUCUUGGAAUGUUAUGCGUGCAGCUGCUGAGCUAGGCAUAGACCGUGUCGCACUGGCGUCCUCGGUCAACGUCUUGCGUGGGUUUUUUAGCACAGAGCCCAUCUUUCACUACUUUCCGAUCGACGAGGUUCACCCAUGCGAACCUGACGAACCUUAUGGGCUUUCCAAAUUAAUUGCUGAGAUGCAAGCAGAUACCAUCGUCCGAAGAUACCCAUCCAUGCGAGUUGCAAGCAUUCGCAUCCACUGCUUUGUUUCUACACGAAUGGCACGUGCCCCGGAUAGAAAGGAUUACUUCCGCGUCAGAGGUGAUCUCUGGGGCUACGUCCAGAUGGACUCGGCUGCGGACGCCUUCCUGCGUGCAGUGACUGUGGAGAAGGGUCGGUGGACAGGGCACGAGAGCUUUUUCAUUGCUGCACCUCGGCUAGCUGUUGAUGAGGACUGGCUGGAACUAAAGGAGAAGUACUUCCCAGACGUGCCAAUGAAACCUGGCUGGGUCGAGAGCGGCACGAAAGGAUUCUACGACUGUAGUAAAGCUGAGCGCCUUCUUGGAUGGGUCCACACGGAUUAUACAUAA